Molecule: messenger RNA, 600 nt
Organism: Solanum tuberosum (potato)
Lineage: Eukaryota; Viridiplantae; Streptophyta; Magnoliopsida; Solanales; Solanaceae
Exons: 2
Coding region: 1-600 (199 amino acids)
Source: RefSeq, a predicted model, not a curated record
AUGUGUGAGUACACUUUAGAAGGACUCAGACGGCUAAACAACAAAAAACGGGUGGGGGCAGGAGACUCUGGCGCACAAUUGGCCAAUGCUAUGAGAGCGCCCACUAGGGUCGUGAGAUCUGAUGAGCCCUCUCGAGUUAUUAUUUCAAAACAAGCCUCAGUUUCAACUACACACUCGGCACACCAGUCACAUAAUACCUCUACUCAUGUGGCUCCACAAUCUGGUUAUACUAUAUCUACACCCACUGUGGUACCUCGUUCGGGUUACCAAACAUUGCAGGGCUAUUCACAUCUUGGUCGUUGGUCUACCAUACCAUCAACUAGUGCUAGUCAGUGCAAUAGUUUGAAUACUAGUAGAGGAUCAAUUGGACUUUCCAAUCUUCAUCUCGAAUCCAAUGGCUCAGAGCCUAAUGCUCCCACCACCCAGCACUCAGAUGCACAUGGUCCUCAGCCAGGAGAUAGAGACAAUUUUCGGAGACUCGUCAUCGAGCCAUUAGGAUACAACUUACGUCCGGAUGUGGGUAUGGCAAAGAAUAUUUUAAAGUGCAUCGGAACUCAUUAUAAUGGUGUGUAUCCGAAUUGGAGUUCGAUUCCACUUUAA